GUGUUCUUUUCUUAUAGAGAGUAGUCUCCCAAGAAGCUGCAGAGACUUGCAAAAAUCUCAGAUUCAAACAAUGGCAGAAGAAGCUAAAGCUAAAGGAAACGCUGCUUUCUCUUCCGGUGACUUCACCACGGCUAUAAACCACUUCACCGAAGCCAUAGCUCUUGCUCCAACCAAUCACGUCCUCUUCUCAAACCGUUCCGCUGCUCACGCGUCGCUUCAUCAAUACGCCGAAGCUCUCUCCGAUGCGAAAGAGACGAUUAAACUCAAACCGUAUUGGCCUAAAGGUUAUAGCCGUCUCGGUGCUGCUCAUUUAGGGUUAAACCAGUUUGAGUUAGCCGUCACUGCUUAUAAGAAAGGUUUAGAUGUCGAUCCGACUAACGAGGCGUUGAAAUCUGGAUUGGCUGAUGCGGAGGCGUCUGUUGCUAGGUCACGAGCUGCACCGAAUCCGUUUGGUGAUGCUUUUCAAGGACCGGAGAUGUGGACGAAGCUUACGUCUGAUCCUUCGACUAGAGGCUUUUUGCAGCAGCCGGAUUUUGUUAACAUGAUGCAGGAGAUUCAGAAGAAUCCUAGCAGUCUUAAUUUGUAUUUGAAGGAUCAGAGAGUGAUGCAAUCUCUUGGAGUUUUAUUGAAUGUUAAGUUUAGGCCACCGCCGCCUCAGGGAGAUGAGGCUGAGGUUCCUGAGUCUGAUAUGGGUCAGAGUUCUAGUAAUGAGCCUGAGGUUGAGAAGAAGAGAGAACCGGAGCCUGAACCGGAACCGGAGGUGACAGAGGAGAAGGAGAAGAAAGAGAGGAAGGAGAAAGCUAAAAAGGAGAAAGAGCUUGGGAAUGCUGCGUAUAAAAAGAAGGACUUUGAAACUGCUAUUCAGCAUUAUUCUACUGCUAUUGAGAUUGAUGAUGAAGACAUCUCGUACCUCACAAAUCGUGCUGCUGUUUAUCUUGAGAUGGGAAAGUACAAUGAGUGCAUUGAGGAUUGUAACAAGGCUGUGGAAAGGGGUAGAGAGCUUAGGUCAGAUUACAAGAUGGUAGCUAGAGCUUUGACUAGAAAAGGGACUGCUUUGACUAAGAUGGCCAAAUGCUCGAAAGACUAUGAACCUGCCAUUGAAGCUUUCCAGAAGGCUCUUACAGAGCACCGUAACCCUGAUACGUUGAAGAGACUUAACGAUGCGGAAAGAGCAAAGAAAGAGUGGGAACAGAAGCAAUAUUUCGAUCCUAAGCUAGGGGAUGAAGAGCGUGAAAAAGGUAACGAUUUCUUCAAGGAGCAGAAGUAUCCUGAGGCCAUAAAACAUUACACCGAAGCAAUCAAAAGGAACCCAAAUGACCAUAAAGCAUAUAGCAACCGAGCUGCUAGUUACACUAAGCUAGGUGCAAUGCCUGAAGGACUAAAGGAUGCAGAAAAGUGUAUUGAGCUCGAUCCAACCUUCUCUAAAGGAUACAGCAGAAAAGCUGCAGUCCAAUUCUUCCUCAAAGAGUACGACAAUGCGAUGGAAACAUACCAAGCGGGUCUCGAGCAUGAUCCUAGUAAUCAGGAACUUCUUGACGGUGUUAAAAGAUGUGUACAACAAAUCAACAAGGCUAAUCGCGGAGACCUUACUCCUGAGGAAUUGAAAGAGAGACAGGCAAAGGGAAUGCAAGACCCAGAAAUCCAGAACAUCCUCACAGAUCCUGUAAUGAGACAGGUACUGUCUGAUCUUCAAGAGAAUCCAAGCGCAGCACAGAAGCACAUGCAAAAUCCAAUGGUUAUGAACAAGAUUCAAAAGCUUAUUAGCGCUGGGAUCGUCCAGAUGAAAUAAACUCAGAAGAGUUGAAACAUCGAAUAUCCGUUUUGGCAGAUUCAUUUUUUCUCUUAUAUCUUUGCAAUCUGCAACAAUUCUAGAUUUGUGACCGGCUGAUUUCCCAUGUUUACUGACGUUGUGUUCCGAACAAAUUGCAAUCAUAUUUUCUUCUG
Molecule: messenger RNA, 1944 nt
Organism: Arabidopsis thaliana (thale cress)
Lineage: Eukaryota; Viridiplantae; Streptophyta; Magnoliopsida; Brassicales; Brassicaceae
Gene: Hop1
Product: stress-inducible protein
Exons: 7
Coding region: 71-1789 (572 amino acids)
Cellular component (GO): cytoplasm; nucleus
Source: RefSeq, marked reviewed